Molecule: messenger RNA, 1062 nt
Organism: Dovyalis caffra
Lineage: Eukaryota; Viridiplantae; Streptophyta; Magnoliopsida; Malpighiales; Salicaceae
Source: the annotation of a GenBank genome assembly
AUGAAACAUUGGAGUCUAAGCAAGAACCCUGGAGUAAUUGUUAUCCUCGAUGGUUUAUUCACAGUUCAUGUCAAUCAGAUUGGAGUGAAACCUGGCAUUGGAGCAGCAAAGCUUAUUGCUUCUUUUUAUUAUGGAAUAGUUGACACCAUGGGUCACGUUCUCUUUGCAAAUCCUGGAUGUUAUUGGGGCUUGGGAUUUCGUUUCAACCUUGCAGGCCCUUGCUUUGCUGUAAAAACAGUCAAAGUCAGUAAUGUUUCCUUAGAAGCAUCCGAGCGAGACGUCAAAGAAUUCUUUUCUUUUUCUGGUGAUAUUGAAUAUGUUGAAAUGAAAAGUGAUAAUGAGCUAUCUCAAAUUGCUUAUGUUACCUUUAAAGAUUCUCAAGGAGCAGAGACUGCUGUUCUUCUUUCGGGAGCAACAAUAGUUGACCGUUCUGUCACUGUGACUUUAGAUUCAGAUUACCAGCUACCACCUGCUGCUUUAGCAAACUCUGCAACAGAAAAUAAAUCUCCAGGUGAUGAAUCAGCUUUUAGGAAGGCAGAAGAUGUGGUUAGUGGCAUGCUUGCUAAGGGCUUUAUCUUGGGCAAAGAUGCAAUCAACAAAGCAAAGAGUCUUGAUGAGAAGCACCAGUUGACCUCGACAGCCUCAGCUAAAGUUGUUUCUUUUGACAAAAAGAUAGGUCUCACUGAGAAGCUUAGUGCUGGCACCACUGUUGUUGGUGACAAGGUCCGGGAAGUGGAUCAGAAAUUUCAGGUUUCUGAGAAAACCAAAUCAGCAUUUGCAGCCGCUGAGCAGAAAGUCAGUAGUGCAGGAUCUGCUAUAAUGAGUAAUAGGUAUAUUUUUACUGGGGCUGCUUGGGUGACAGAUGCAUUCAGUAAGGUUGCAAAGGCAGCUGGGGAUGUUGGCCAGAAGGCAAAAGAAAAGGUAGGAAUGUCUGAAGAAGAACAAAAGAGGAAAAUGGUGGAUGACUUUGCUCAGGUCCACCUAUCUGAGUCUCCAAAAGCAUCUGGUGCAAGUGAGGAGCAGCCUUCCAAGCCUCCACCUGCUCAGGGUUUGAUCCUUUGA